Molecule: messenger RNA, 1726 nt
Organism: Cannabis sativa
Lineage: Eukaryota; Viridiplantae; Streptophyta; Magnoliopsida; Rosales; Cannabaceae
Product: E3 ubiquitin-protein ligase SPL2
Exons: 6
Coding region: 136-1314 (392 amino acids)
Biological process (GO): organelle organization; protein ubiquitination
Molecular function (GO): ubiquitin-protein transferase activity
Source: RefSeq, a predicted model, not a curated record
GAAACUAUUUCCAAACAUCGGCGAGACAGAUAGGAAUUUUGUUUCUUUCAUUUGCGAGUCUUUGCUUCUCUUCCACUUCAGCUAGAAACCGCUGUCUCUCCUCUUUAAUGUAAAGAGAGAACGACAACCAACCCAAUGUCGUCGCAAGAGCAAGCCCUAUUGUCCUUACUCUCCCACCUCGCCUUCUCCGGCGACGGUGCCGUUUUGGGCCUAGCCUUAGCCUACGCCGCCGUCCGUUCUAUCCUCAAAUACAGAACUACCUCCUCUGCUCUCAAAAAGCUCCGCAAAGCACCUUCGGUCAAAGUAUCCGACCUUCGCUCCGUCAUGGCCAUCGACAAUUCCGAUACUUCCAACGAAUCGCAAUCAUCUGAUGGAAAAAUCUUGAUCGUCCGCGGUACUGUAGAGGCAAAAUCGGUCAUAGACGGAAGCUGGAAGAGUCUGAGACCAAGCGUCUUGGUUUCACAAGAAUCUGGAGAAAAAGCCGUUAUCAUUCAGAGAACUCAAACUUGCAUAUACAAUGAAUGGAAAGGUUUCUUUGGAUGGACUUCAGAUUUGCGUUCCAUAUUUGCGAGAUCCUGGAGGGAACAAGAAUCCACCUUAUUACGAACGGUUCCUUUCGUUCUUGUUGAAGGUGGAAAAUGGCCAGCUUCAGACUUCAUAGUAGUGAACAUUGAUAAAUUAAAGCAUCCCUUACCUCUCACAACAGUUUAUCAUCAAUUGCAGCCUGUUAAUGCAUCUCCGUACACAUUCCUACAGGCACUUUUUGGUCAUGAAUUCCCUGUCGGGCUACUUGAUGAAGAGAAAAUUCUUCCAUUGGGAAAAGAUAUCACUGCUGUUGGAGUGUGCAGUAUUAAAGAUGGAACUCCAGAAAUCAAUUCGUGCAAGGAUCUUCCCUAUUUUCUGACUGAAAUGACCAAGGAUGAGAUGGUUGUGGAUCUUGCUUUCCGUUCCAAAAUUCUGUUGUUAAGUGGUGCUGUCCUUGGUUCUCUAUCAGUUGGAAUUCUUGGCUAUGCUGUUGUGAGGAACUGGAAUAAAUUGAAAGAGUGGAGACAGCGAAGGCGGCAUCAGCAAUCAAACCCUCCUGCCAAUGAUGAUAAUGAAUUUCACAUCUCAGAAGAGGACGAUACAACAGAUGUUCCAGAUGGACAGUUGUGUGUCAUCUGCCUGACUAGGAGAAGGCGAUCAGCAUUUGUUCCGUGUGGGCAUCUAGUAUGUUGCCAAAGUUGUGCCAUAUCAGUUGAACAUGCAGCCACACCAAAAUGUCCCCUUUGUCGUCAGGAAAUCCGCUCUUCAGUGCGUAUCUAUGAUUCUUAGAAAGAAAUCGACAUGGCAAUGGAUGCCUCAGCAGGCUGUAAAUAAGAAGAGUGAGCUGCCAUGUCAUUUGCCCUUCAGCUUUUGUGAAUGGUACCUAUUUAGUCAAUAGAAAUACUUGAAGCCAAUUGUUGCCAUUGAUUUCAGUAAUUUUUGUAAAAAAUAGAAACUACAUGUCAUUGCUCAUACUGUAUAGCAUCCUUUCUCACAUUUCAAACAAAACUUUGCCAACUAUUAUACUUAUGACAUCUUAAGUCAGGUAAGGCCAUCUCCAACCAUAUACCCCAAAUUUGGUGAUGUACUACUACUAACACUAAAUAUAGUGUUAUAAUCUCUUUCAUUUCUACCACAACAAAAAAAAUUACUCUAUUAUUAUAUUAUUUUUUAAAUAAUAUUAUUUUUAUUAUUAUAUUAA